CCUAAAAGGAGGUUUUAAUUUAAAACAAAAAGUUAUAUAUUUUUCCCAUCCAAUAAUGACUCCAACAAACUUGUUAUUAAAAAAUUCGCUUAAAAUAAUAACCAGAUUCUAGGGCUUUGAAUAAAAAUUCGUGACAUGUCGGUAAAUUAUUAGCAUUCGCUUUAAACAAAGAAUCUGUAAAAAGAUUUAAUUAAUUUCCUGUUCAUGAAUCUGAUAUCCAUCUCAUCUCUAUUUUUACCAAUCAACAUUCUCAGAUUUUCGGAUGUUGUUCAUGUCGUCGUCAAUCACGAUUUUGAUUCUUUAGCUUCUCAAUAAUCACGUUUUUUUUUUUUGUAUUUAUUGGAUCGAGGAUAUACAGGAAACAGGAAUCUGAAUUCGUUCGAUUUGAUUAUGCUUUGAGAGGGGGGACGAGAAUGUGGUGGAUCUUGUAAAAGUGAAGUUUGAUUUGAUCCGGACACGGAUAAAAAUCAGAACAAGCGUCACUGAAACUGAGUUGACUUGGAAAAGAAAAGAACCGCUUUUUAAGUUGCUGAGAUGGGUUGUCAGUGCUCUAAGCUAACGCCAUGUUGCUGGGAUUCACAGUUCAAAGCAGCAGUGUUAGAAGCCCCUGAUUUUGAGACUGAGGAAAAGAGUGAGGUUGAUCACUUGCCUGCGUUUAGGGAAUUCACGUUGGAGCAACUCAAGAAUGCAACAUCUGGAUUUGCGGUGGAGAAUAUCGUUUCUGAGCACGGGGAGAAAGCUCCCAAUGUUGUCUAUAGAGGGAAGUUGGAGAAUCAGAGGAGAAUUGCUGUUAAACGUUUCAACAGAAUGGCUUGGCCUGAUUCGCGGCAAUUUUUGGAGGAAGCAAGAUUAGUUGGUCAGCUACGCAACAAUAGAUUGGCCAAUUUGCUUGGCUGUUGUUGUGAAGGCGAUGACAGGUUGCUUGUGGCAGAGUACAUGCCCAAUGAGACACUCGCAAAACACCUUUUUCAUUGGGAAACACAACCAAUGAAAUGGGCCAUGCGAUUAAGGGUUGUACUCCAUCUUGCACAAGCUUUAGAAUACUGCACAAACAAAGGCCGUGCGCUAUAUCAUGAUCUCAAUGCCUAUAGAGUUUUAUUUGAUGAGGAUGGAAAUCCGAGACUUUCAACCUUUGGCCUGAUGAAAAACAGUAGAGAUGGAAAAAGUUAUAGCACAAAUUUGGCAUUUACUCCUCCUGAAUAUUUGAGAACUGGAAGAGUAACACCAGAAAGUGUAAUAUACAGCUUCGGCACUCUUCUACUCGAUCUUCUCAGUGGAAAACAUAUCCCUCCUAGCCAUGCACUUGACUUAAUACGAGACAGAAAUCUUCAAAUGUUGACUGAUUCCUGCUUGGAAGGGCAGUUUUCUGAUAAUGAUGGUACUCAGCUAGUUCGCUUGGCUUCUAGAUGUUUGCAAUAUGAACCCAGAGAGCGGCCAAAUCCUAAAUCAUUAGUUGCUGCUUUGACACCCCUUCAGAAAGAAGUUGAGGUUCCUUCGCAUGUCUUGAUGGGUAUCCCAAACAUUGCUUCCUUCACUCCACUAUCCUCAAUUGGGGAGGCUUGCUCAAGAGGGGACUUGACUGCUAUACAUGAGUUCUUAGAGAAUCUUGGCUACAAGGAUGACGAAGGAGUGGUAAAUGAGCUCUCCUUCCAAAUGUGGACUGACCAAAUGCAGGAAACCUUGAAUUCAAAGAAAAAGGGUGAUGCUGCUUUCAAGCAGAAAGAUUUUAAAGAAGCAAUUGAGUGUUACACUCAGUUCAUUGAUGUUGGUACCAUGGUUUCUCCAACUGUUUUUGCACGGCGUAGCUUGUGUUAUCUCAUUAAUGACAUGCCUCAAGAAGCUCUAAAUGAUGCAAUGCAAGCCCAAAUGAUUUCCCCAGUAUGGCACAUUGCUUCCUAUCUUCAGGCCACUGCACUUGCUGCUCUUGGAAGGGAGAAUGAAUCUCAAACAGCACUUAAGGAGGGUGCAACUCUUGAAGCCAAGAGAAGCUCAGUGGCUGGGAAAAAGUAAACGGUGAUGCGCGGACUGUGAAUCUCCUAGUUGCAGUGCUUUGUAGAUGACUGCCUGGCAUUGAUUUUGGGAGUCCUUGAAGACCGCGCAACCACAUGUCAUUCAUUCCAUAAUUCAGCCAUACGAGAGCAUAUAUUUUCCCUGGAGAAUGCCUUCAGAGAAUCAUGGUAUUUGGACAGGAUGUAGUCAUUGGUUUCAAAUUUCUUUCCCAUUUUUAUUACUAUUUUUUUCUUAUAAUUAUGUGAGGGUUCUUUCAUUCUUUGUUCGGUUUGAUCAAUUGUGCAUGUUAUGUAACAAAUUCUUCCCAGUCACAUUGAUUAGGAACGGAGAAACAUUUUCUUCCCCUUGUGUUACCUUGUUCAGACGAGAGAAAAUGAGGCAAAAGUUGUUUCUACUCAGUUCACAAGCUUGUAAUUUCUGUAUGGAUCAUUACUGGCUGCUUAGACUUAGCAA
Molecule: messenger RNA, 2463 nt
Organism: Durio zibethinus
Lineage: Eukaryota; Viridiplantae; Streptophyta; Magnoliopsida; Malvales; Malvaceae
Product: serine/threonine-protein kinase BSK3-like
Biological process (GO): protein phosphorylation; brassinosteroid mediated signaling pathway
Molecular function (GO): ATP binding; protein binding; protein kinase activity
Source: RefSeq, a predicted model, not a curated record